AUGCCUACGAGUCCGGAGAUGCUCCAUGAUGGCUAUCCAAGCGCCCAAUCCUCAUUGCAAAGCCUGCUAAAUGCACAGCCUCCCAAAAGCCGCACGCGCAAGAGGUCGGCAUCUUGUCCUCCAAGAAUUGGUGACCCAUCGUUGGACGAUCUCAUCUACCGUAUGGAGGAUUUGUCCAUGGAACUGCCGCAUUCAGAUGCCGUUGAGGAGCCAUGUUCCCCCUGUGCACAAAAGCAAAGCGCUGGACAUGCCGCGCGCUCGCAAGAUGUGAGCGGCAUCACUCCAGAAAAUGCACAGACUUUGCUCGACCCAGCCGCCUGUCUCUUCGUUGCAAACCUUCCCAUUCAAAUCUCCGAUAGGGAGAUCCAAUUGGCUCUUACUCAGUUCUUGACCAUCGAAGGCAGACAAAACUUCGUCAAAGUCCAUCGAAUGCGGUCAGGUGUGCCAUUCGCCCAUGUUCAAUAUCUGGAAGUUGCCACUGCCAAGGAAAUACUCGAAACGAAGAAUCAUCGUCUCUUGUGGAAUCGCCAGCUGCGCAUUGAGCCAGCAAGUGCAUCACGAUUCCUGUAUGUUGGCCACAGAGACCAGAGGCUGAACGCGCCCACAGAGGGCGAGAUAAGAAAGCUUUUCGCUCACUUCGACGUCGAUUCUGUUCAAGAGCCAACCGAGGACGAGAUAUCGCGAUUAGGAAAAUGCGUCCUCGUUCACUUCGCCAAAUGGGGGGAGUGUGGGGAAGCACUGCGUGCCCAUCGGGAGGAUGGUGCGUACUGGAUGAAAGGCCCCAAAAAGUCGCCGGUUGCCGAUUAUCAUCACGCUAAAUUGUACGAACGUCAGCUAUCGCUUCAAGCAUCGCUCUCUUCGACCAUGUUACCAUUUACGGCGUGGACGUCAGAUUUCAUGAGCAAGAUGCCGACGUGCUAUCCCGUCUACAAACACUUCUCACCGGCUCAGUUGGAUAGACGUCCAACGAAACGACGCAAGCACGACCAUCGUACAAUGGAUGCUCUUCCACAACCUCGAUACAUUCAACGCUGUUGA
Verruconis gallopava is the source of this 1038-nucleotide messenger RNA. RefSeq lists its product as uncharacterized. NCBI's taxonomy places the organism in Eukaryota, Fungi, Ascomycota, Dothideomycetes, Venturiales, Sympoventuriaceae. Gene Ontology annotation, molecular function: nucleic acid binding. The transcript is spliced from 6 exons. Bases 1 to 1038 code for a protein of 345 amino acids. The record is from RefSeq and is a predicted model, not a curated record.